Ascochyta rabiei is the source of this 516-nucleotide messenger RNA. RefSeq lists its product as uncharacterized. NCBI's taxonomy places the organism in Eukaryota, Fungi, Ascomycota, Dothideomycetes, Pleosporales, Didymellaceae. The record is from RefSeq and is a predicted model, not a curated record. Gene Ontology annotation, cellular component: membrane; endoplasmic reticulum; EMC complex. Gene Ontology annotation, biological process: protein folding in endoplasmic reticulum; autophagosome assembly. The coding region runs from base 1 to 516 and encodes 171 amino acids. The transcript has 2 exons.
AUGGACCCUGCGCACGGACAUAUCUGUGGGGUGCUGCAGAGGAUGCUCGGCUCGGCCUCGUCAGUUCCCGGCCGAGCAUCGUUCGUCUCCAUCACCCAGCACCAAACACCAAACGCCAACCGCCAGACGCAAGACUCCAGACGCCAACGCCAAACGCCAAACGCCAAACGCAGCUCUAUAAUGGCGACCGUAGACGAGCGCGAGCUCCAAGUCAAUCCCAUUGUCGGCACCAGCGUCCAGCACAACACACAGGUAACAUCCAACAUCCGCAACCUGACCGCUUCCCUCUUCGGCGUCGCUGCUGGCACGCUCGGCCUCGAAUCCUACCCGGGCUUCAUCUUCUACCUCGCCGCCUCCCUCCUCGUAUCUCUGCUCUUAUUCGUCUUGAAGGCGGAGGGACAGGCAGGGAAAUACUUCUACAAGCCGCUUGGCGACCUGUGGCUGGGCGAUGUGUUUGGCGGUCUGAGCGGGUUUGUGCUUACUUGGACGCUGUUCUACGGGCUGGUGAGAGCGUGA